AUGGAGAAGGAUCCAGAUGUCCGCUUGUCCAAAGCCCUCUCUUAUGCCCUGCGCCAUGGUGCAGACAAGUUGGGUUUAGGCAUGGGACCUGAUGGCUUUGUGGACGUGGCCGAGGUCCUCCGCUUGCCCCAGUUUAGGCCGUGGUCCCUGGAAGACGUCCAGCGGGUUGUAGAAACAAAUGACAAGCAACGGUUCUCCCUGCGCCCGCACUCUUCCAGCGGGCACCUCCAAAUCCGGGCCAAUCAGGGGCACUCGCUGGAGGUCUCUGAACUGGAGCUGAUCCCACUGCUGCGCCUGUCAGAUUUCCCAGAGGUGGUGGCCCAUGGCACUUACCUGCGCCACUGGCCAGCAAUUCGCCGGAGUGGCCUCUCCCGGAUGGGGAGAGCUCACAUCCACUUAGCUCCGGGUUUGCCCGGGGAUACAACGGUCUUGAGCGGAAUGCGGAAGAACUGCGAGGUGGCUGUAGUCAUCAACAUCGCCAAAGCUCUGGCAGAUGGAAUCACGUUUUUCCGCUCGGCGAACGGCGUCAUCCUCACGCCAGGCAACGAAAACGGUCUCCUCCUCCCUUGUUACUUCCAAGAAGCCCUACAGCUUCGACCUACGCGCUGUCGGCUGCCUCCCGAGUGAUCUGGUCUCCAGCCACGGAAUCUCAUUGUGCCUACCUCACCUCCGUGCCUCCUGAGAGAAGAAUUUAUGGCUUGCAUGGACUAUUUGUUGCCAAACAAGAAACCUUGCUUUUGAAAUAAAACCCCCCUUGUCUUCUGCCUAAGUGGAGUAAUGGAACAAGGAGGGCGAAAGCCUCAGGAGCUUUCAAGAGCAGUGAAUUCUUGCAAAGUGUCUCUAUUGUAAUGCAAACUAUUUCAGGGCAGCUCCGUCUUCAAUUUAUUUAUUUAACUUAUAUGCCGCCCACUCUACCCAAACAUUUCUGGCUGGCUUACAACAAUU
Molecule: messenger RNA, 945 nt
Organism: Pogona vitticeps (central bearded dragon)
Lineage: Eukaryota; Metazoa; Chordata; Lepidosauria; Squamata; Agamidae
Source: RefSeq, a predicted model, not a curated record